Orcinus orca (killer whale) is the source of this 658-nucleotide messenger RNA. It is a transcript of the gene GTF2A2, whose product is annotated as general transcription factor IIA subunit 2. Gene Ontology annotation, biological process: RNA polymerase II preinitiation complex assembly; transcription initiation at RNA polymerase II promoter. The record is from RefSeq and is a predicted model, not a curated record. The transcript is spliced from 4 exons. Gene Ontology annotation, molecular function: RNA polymerase II general transcription initiation factor activity; TBP-class protein binding. Lineage: Eukaryota; Metazoa; Chordata; Mammalia; Artiodactyla; Delphinidae. Gene Ontology annotation, cellular component: transcription factor TFIIA complex. The coding region runs from base 50 to 379 and encodes 109 amino acids.
GAUAUCAAUGCAAGCCUGAAUAAGAAAAAGAAUUUCUCCCUCCUAAGCCAUGGCAUAUCAGUUGUACAGAAAUACCACUUUGGGAAACAGUCUUCAGGAGAGCCUCGAUGAGCUUAUACAGUCUCAACAGAUUACCCCCCAGCUUGCCCUUCAAGUUCUACUUCAGUUUGAUAAGGCUAUAAAUUCAGCGUUGGCACAGAGGGUCAGGAACCGAGUCAAUUUCAGGGGCUCUCUAAAUACAUACAGAUUCUGCGAUAAUGUGUGGACUUUUGUAUUGAAUGAUGUUGAAUUCAGAGAGGUGACAGAACUUAUUAAAGUGGAUAAAGUGAAAAUUGUAGCCUGUGAUGGUAAAAAUACUGGCUCCAAUACUACAGAAUGAAUAGGAAAAAAAUGGCUUUUUAAUGCCAUCCUGUUAUUGUUCAUCGCUUUUUGAAGAGAAGCAUAGAAGAGACUUUUUUUUUAAUUUAUUCUAGCAUUGCAGAAAUGACUACACUGUGCCGUACUAUCAGAGAAUUCCAGUAGAAAGAAGCUUAUAAUUCUGUACCUUGUUACAUUACCUUAUUAUACAGCAUGAAGAAACAGAACUUUUUUUUAAUGACAAAUCAAACAUUGUGGCCUUCCUAAGACCAUUCUUUAAUAAAUUCAUUUUAAAACUCAA